CUCUCUUUGUCUUGAUUUAUACUUAGAGGGCUGUGUCCUCCUCCUGUUUCUUCCCCUUCGAGUUUCCUCUGUUUUUUCUCCUGCCAAACACAGACGAGAAGUGCAAGAGGAAAGUACCUCUGUUUUUUCUCCUGCCAAACACAGAAGAGAAGUGCAAGAGGAAAGUACCCAGUUGGAUAUUUCGGAUUUUAACUUUCUAUUUGGAAGCCGGGAAAAUAAAAUGCCCAUUUGGGUUCUCUUCAUUGAUUGAGAAACAAGGGGCUUUUCCCACUACCCAUUUUUGUUCUCUUCUUCUCCUAACCAACUCACUGAGCUUUUCCCAUUGUUUCCCGGAAAAAAACCAGAGCUUUUGAGCCCAUUUUUCUGGGUUCUUUUUGUUCUUCUUGGGGUUUAAUUUUGUUGGCCUUCUUCUUCUUUCUCCAUCCGCAUUACAGACAUCCAUUUAUGAAGCGGUGAAACAAUGAGAGAUGAGAAUUCCAAGAAAAGCAAGCUUUCAUGGCCCAAGACACUGGUCAAAAAAUGGUUCAACAUCAAGAGCAAAGCCGAGGACUUCGAUGCAGACGACGCCGUUUACGGAGGUGUUGAUGGAGAGUGGAGGAACAACCAUUCAGAGAGGGAGGCAUGCACAAUCAAGAAAAGCAAAACAGAAAGAUUGAGCAAGAGGCAUUCGGAUAGAAUCCGGCGGGGUAAGAUUGAUAUGGAAGCAUCACAGGUUACAGAUGUACAUAAUUACAGGAUCUUUGUAGCUACAUGGAAUGUGGCUGGAAAAUCUCCUCCGAGUUGUUUGAAUCUCGAAGAUUGGCUUCAUACCUCUCCACCUGCUGAUAUUUAUGUUCUUGGGUUCCAAGAAAUAGUUCCUUUGAAUGCCGGCAAUGUUUUAGGCGCGGAAGACAUCGCGCCAGCUAAAAAGUGGUUAGCUCUUAUAAGGAAGACUCUAAAUAAUCUUCCUGGAACAAGCGGUGCUUUCCAUACACCUUCGCCAGUAACUGAUCCAAUUGUAGAAUUAGAUGCGGACUUUGAGGGAUCGGCAAGGGAGAAGGCAUCCUCUUUCUUUCAUCGCAGGUCCUUUCAAUCCUUGAGCCGCAGCAUGAGAAUGGACAAUGACAUGUCAAUGCCGCAACCCAGACUUGAUAGGCGAUUCAGUGUUUGUGAUCGGGUUAUGUUUGGGCACAGAUCAAGUGAUUAUGAUCCCAAUUACAGAUGGGGUUCCUCUGAUGAUGAGAAUGUACCUGGUGAUUCACCUGUUGUGACACAUUAUUCACCAAUGUCCAACAGUGGGUCUUUCUCAAUGGAGGAUAGAGAUAGACAGCUAGGCCACUCGAGAUACUGCUUGGUUGCCAGCAAGCAAAUGGUUGGUAUAUUUUUGACAGUGUGGGUAAAAAGUGAUCUUCGAGAUGAUGUUCGCAAUUUGAAAGUGUCUUGUGUUGGAAGAGGAUUAAUGGGCUAUCUCGGAAAUAAGGGUUCAAUUUCCAUUAGCAUGUCUUUGCAUCAAACAAGUUUUUGCUUCAUCUGUACUCAUCUCACCUCUGGGCAAAAGGAAGGAGAUGAACUUCGUAGAAAUUCCGAUGUCAUGGAGAUCCUUAGGAAGACAAGGUUUCCCCGGGUUAAUGGCAUGGGAGAUGAAAACUCUCCUCAGACUAUACUAGACCACGAUCGAAUUAUCUGGCUUGGGGAUUUGAAUUAUCGCAUUGCCCUUUCUUACCGCUCUGCAAAAGCUCUUGUUGAGAUGCGCAACUGGAGGGCAUUGUUAGAGAAUGACCAGCUACGAAUAGAGCAACUAAGAGGACGCGUCUUUGAGGGAUGGAAUGAAGGGAGGAUAUAUUUCCCUCCUACAUACAAGUAUCUAAAUAAUUCAGAUCGGUAUGCAGGCGAUGAUAGGCACACCAAGGAGAAGCGAAGAACUCCAGCAUGGUGCGAUCGUAUAUUAUGGUACGGAAGAGGCCUCCAGCAACUGUCUUAUGUUCGUGGGGAGUCAAGAUUCUCAGAUCAUAGGCCAGUCUACGGUGUAUUUCUGGCAGAGGUUGAGUCUAUUAACCGUAGCCGAAUCAAGAAAAGUAUGAGUUGUUCCAGUUCCAGAAUCGAGGUAGAGGAGCUGUUGCCACACUCCCAUGCAUACACCGGCCUCAAUUUCUAUUGAAGGGUGGCCUGUCCCUUCUGAAGCAGAAUUUACUGCACUGUUACAUCAGGAAUUCCUACGAUUACAAAACACCAUAACCGAAACACAAAAUUAUCCGGAAUUCCAACCCCAUUUCACCUCCUCAAU
This is a messenger RNA of Pyrus x bretschneideri (Chinese white pear), 2263 nucleotides long. Its product is annotated as type I inositol polyphosphate 5-phosphatase 4. The record is from RefSeq and is a predicted model, not a curated record. Gene Ontology annotation, biological process: phosphatidylinositol dephosphorylation. NCBI's taxonomy places the organism in Eukaryota, Viridiplantae, Streptophyta, Magnoliopsida, Rosales, Rosaceae. Bases 461 to 2137 code for a protein of 558 amino acids. Gene Ontology annotation, molecular function: inositol-polyphosphate 5-phosphatase activity; phosphatidylinositol-4,5-bisphosphate 5-phosphatase activity; phosphatidylinositol-3,4,5-trisphosphate 5-phosphatase activity. The transcript is spliced from 11 exons.